GCCUAUGGAAGAACGCGAAAGGGUGCACUUGCUGAAUGAAAUGUUGGAGGUUCUCAGUGCGCAGUAUUGCUCGGAAGUGGUCUCUCGAGGUGUUCUGGGUGGCGCUUCAAUCAUCUACAAUACGAUGGUGGCAAAUGCACAUCGACUGCGUGACAGUAUCGUGCUUUCUUCGCCGGAUCAGCGGGAACAUGCAAAAUGGGCGCACCUUGUACUCCUUGAACGUAUUCCGAUGCCACUGCUUGCAACGUACAUCAACUUGUUGCGAUUUUGCAAAAUAAAUGCGCUUAUUUAUGAUUUUACGAAGACAAAAAUAUGCGAUCCACAAAGUGCAGCAAUCCUCAAAACAAUCAACAGGAGAUAUGCUAGGGAUGUUUGCUUCAUAAUGGUAUCACCAAACAUGUCGAUUGGAAAGUACCAUUUGCGAAACAGAUCCCACGAAUACAUGUUCAGAACUUUGCUGCCGAGCGUCGCAGAAAGGACGGUGUAUGUGAAGCUGAAUUUUACAAAUUUCCGGAGUCUGUCACUUUGUGAUUCAGUUAACCGCAGUAUCCGUUUGAUAUCACAUAAAGUAUUGGAAGUGCAUCGAAAGUAUCCGGAUCUCAAGAUUGUUUUAGUCGGUUGGGGAACAUCCUGUGUUCUCAAUCAUCAAGUAAGUUGCGAUGCAUGCUAAUA
Gongylonema pulchrum is the source of this 672-nucleotide messenger RNA. The record is from the annotation of a GenBank genome assembly. NCBI's taxonomy places the organism in Eukaryota, Metazoa, Nematoda, Chromadorea, Rhabditida, Gongylonematidae.